UCUCUCCCUCCCCGAUGAGAACCGAGGGUGCAGCCAUCAGCAUCGAGGGCCGGUCUCGUCAGUUUAGUUACCGCACCACAUAAAGGCAUUGCGUUGUAGACACCGUUAUACCCGCAACAUUCUUACUAUUUGCUUGCAUAUAUCUCCUAAUUUUUCUGACCCUUCAAUUCGGCAUAAAGAAAAAAAUUUUAAAUAAAAAAAAAAAAAAAAAAAAAGAAAGGAAAGAAGAACACUCGGUUCGGUAUAUUGUUCGUCGUCGUAAUAAAAAAGCACGCAGUCGUCGCCGUUGCUGUCAUCAUCGUCGUCGUUAUUGUUCUCCUCUAAACAUUCAGUUGUCCCCUACUGCUUUGUCCCGUUCACGUGUUUCGAUCGACGUCACCGUUCGUCAUCGCCGAGGUGACAACGUCACGAGAAUUGUCGCGCGGUGGAGCAAAAAGCAAAGGGAAAAAGGUUGUCUCUCUCGUGAACGUCGUGCGGGAAGAUCAUUUUGCCGGACAAAAUCGGCUUGUCGAAGAUUUAAAGCAGAGAGGAGUGACUUCCGCGUUCUUAUAUCAUUUCAUUUAUCCUCCGACCCUCCGUUCAUAUCUCGUAUUCCCGACUAGUCCUUCCGUAAGGACACUUCUUGGUGUCCCGAUCGUUUCAUCCAUCUCCGAGCAACGCGUCACGAUAUCUCGAAGACGAUUCGGUCGUGGACGAAAUCAAAUUGGAGUCGAUUGCGUUAGAGAGAGAGAGAGAGAGAGCGGUAUCGUGAGCAACAAGAUCGUCAGCUGGAAGAUUCUUUAAUCAGCAGAAGAGACAUCGGCAAAACGAGAGAAAGAGAUAGAGAGAGAGAGAGAGAAAGAAAGAAAGAGAGGGACAUAUAGGAGAAAGUUUUGCUGGUCGGGGGUGGGAGUGAAAAAGAGACAUUAGGUGUGUUUGACGCGCGCGAGAUUUGUUUAUUUCCUGUCACGAGUUAUAUAUAUAUAUAUGUAUACAUACAUCAAGUGCUCGCAAUUAUAUCCGAUCUACGAAUUCGCGCGUUUUCGCGAUACUUCAAUGUCGAAACUCUCAUUCGAUGUUCGGAAACCGGCUUCCAAGUUGAUCGUCGCGCAAUUGUCGAUUCGGAUGUUUCAAGUCUCGCGUCGUUGAUAGAGAAAUUUGUUGAAGAAAUAAAAAAAUUUGUACAAAGUUAUUUAUUACGGGAAUUACACGCACACGCGUUUCAAAUCGUGGCCGGAGAUAAAAGGAGUUAAAUUUCGAGAGAGGGACACGUAUAAAUAGAAAAAUAAAAAUAAUUAAGUAAAACCCACCGUCGUUCCGUUCUGCGCCCAGAUAUCGGCAUCCUCCAACCACUGAUUUUCAUCGUUAACCGCGUACCCCGACCGAAAAACGGCAAAUUGAAAUAGCUCAGUAGCAAGGACGUCGAGCUUUCGCGAUGCAUGAUGAAGCGUCAAGCAGAUCCGGAAUGGAGCGAGGACCGGCGGCCCUGCGGGUCCUUGUCGAGGACAAGCAGGAUGUCUCGAGAGGGACACUUCCGUCCGCGAUGGCCUCGAUUACAAUGAUUUCGUACAUAGUUAGAGACGAUUCGUUAGAGGAUUGCAAUGAUGGCGAACGGAAUGGACACAGUCGUACAACAAAACGGAGGAUCUACCCUCGGACAGACCUCGCAGGAGGAGUCGAAGACGAAUCUCAUAGUAAAUUAUUUGCCGCAGAGCAUGACUCAGGAUGAGAUUCGUUCUCUGUUCUCCAGUAUAGGCGAGGUCGAGAGCUGCAAGCUAAUCCGUGAUAAGCUUAGCGGUCAGAGUUUGGGUUACGGUUUCGUCAACUAUCACCGGCCUGAAGAUGCCGAAAAGGCUAUAAACACGCUCAAUGGUCUUCGUUUACAGAACAAAACCAUCAAGGUAUCGUACGCGAGACCGAGCAGCGAGGCGAUCAAGGGUGCGAAUUUGUAUGUCAGCGGCUUGCCGAAGAAUAUGGCGCAGCAGGAUCUGGAGAAUCUCUUCAGCCCUUACGGCAGAAUUAUCACGUCGCGAAUACUCUGCGACAACAUCACCGUACGACAGUUUGUGACCGGCGGCGGAGACAAUUUGCCCGGCCUGUCGAAGGGCGUCGGCUUCAUAAGGUUCGACCAGCGCGUCGAGGCUGAGCGGGCGAUCCAGGAGCUGAACGGCACCAUACCGAAGGGCUCGUCCGAACCGAUCACCGUCAAGUUCGCCAACAAUCCGAGCAACAACAACAAGGCGAUACCGCCGUUGGCCGCCUAUCUCGCACCACAGGCCACGCGGCGCUUCGGCGGGCCGAUCCACCAUCCGACCGGCCGCUUCAGGUACAUUCCACUGUCGCCACUAUCCAGCACUGGCAAGGCCAUGCUUGCCAUUAACAAAGGCUUACAGAGUAGGUACAGUCCGCUGGCGGGCGACCUCCUCGCGAACUCGAUGCUGCCCGGUAACACGAUGAACGGCGCCGGCUGGUGCAUCUUUGUGUACAACCUCGCGCCCGAGACCGAGGAGAACGUGCUCUGGCAGCUGUUCGGGCCGUUCGGCGCCGUCCAAUCGGUCAAGGUUAUCCGCGACCUGCAGACGAACAAGUGCAAGGGCUUCGGCUUCGUUACGAUGACCAAUUACGAGGAGGCGGUCGUCGCUAUACAGAGCCUGAACGGUUACACCUUGGGCAACCGCGUGCUCCAGGUCAGCUUCAAGACGAACAAGAGCAAGGCGGCGUAGGACGAGCAACAGGCGGCAGCGGCGGCGGUGGCUGCGGCUGCGGCCGCGGCAGCGGACGCGGCGGCGGUUGCGGCGCCGUACCAUCAUCGUCGCCAUCGGCUGCUACGUACUGCGGCGGUGGUACAGCUGCCGAUGC
Molecule: messenger RNA, 2838 nt
Organism: Nylanderia fulva
Lineage: Eukaryota; Metazoa; Arthropoda; Insecta; Hymenoptera; Formicidae
Source: RefSeq, a predicted model, not a curated record